Molecule: messenger RNA, 1751 nt
Organism: Larimichthys crocea (large yellow croaker)
Lineage: Eukaryota; Metazoa; Chordata; Actinopteri; Sciaenidae
Gene: snrnp35
Product: small nuclear ribonucleoprotein 35 (U11/U12)
Exons: 1
Coding region: 320-1039 (239 amino acids)
Biological process (GO): mRNA splicing, via spliceosome
Cellular component (GO): U12-type spliceosomal complex; precatalytic spliceosome
Molecular function (GO): snRNA binding; mRNA binding
Source: RefSeq, a predicted model, not a curated record
UGGGCCUUGAGUUGGGAGUGAAAUUAUAUUACAUAUGUGUAUUUCAUAUGGUCGGACGGUUCAUAUUUCUAUGAACCGUUUUUGGUCCUGUGGGUUUGUAGAUGAUUGAUUGACACAUUACAGUAGGAUCCACUUUGAUCACAUCAGGCCUCAACCGGAAUCGAGGAAGUAGGAACCUUUAAAAACGUGACACACCGGAACUUGUUUCAUUACGGAAUGUUUUUGUGCGGGCUCCUUGUUGAGGUAAAAACAUUCACCGGGUCUUUCGAUACGUGUACCGGGAAACAGCGGCCGAGUCUCGGCUCCACUCUCACUGAAGAUGGUUGACUGGAGUCCGAUAGCGAAGGUGUACGAUCCGCUGAAGGCCGGCAGCAUUGACGGCACGGACGUGGAGCCCCAUGACCGAGCGGUAUGGAGAGCGAUGGGUGUCCGAUAUAAGCCCAACAAAGGUGUAGUUGGAGACCCGCUGCUCACCCUGUUCGUGGCCCGGCUAAACCCCCAGACCACGGAGGACAAACUGCACCAAGUGUUCUCCAAGUACGGAGACAUCCAGCGGCUCCGGCUGGUCCGGGACAUCGUCACGGGCUUCUCCAAAGGGUACGCCUUCAUUGAGUACAAGGAGGAACGGUCUGUGGUCCGGGCCCGAAGGGACGCCAACAAGCUCGUGGUGGACCAGCACGAAGUGUUUGUGGAUUUUGAACAGGAGAGGACCCUGAAGGGAUGGGUGCCGAGGCGGCUCGGAGGUGGACAGGGAGGAAAGAAAGAGUCCGGACAGCUGCGGUUCGGCGGCAGGGACAGGCCUUUCCGUAAACCCAUUAACCUCGGGAUCGGUCCGUUACAGGAACGGGGAGGGGGUGGUGGUGGUGGUGGUGGAGGGGGGAGGGAGUGGGACAGACACGGAGGGAGAGACCGGGAGGACCGGGACCGACACAGAGAGGCCGAGUGGGGCAGCAGAGGCAGGAGAGAUGACCGGGACAGAGGCAGAGAGAGGGACGAGCGCAGGCACGGAGACAGGAGCAGGCACCGGGACAGGAGAUGACUGUAAAGUGCUGAUCACUGGACAGAGGUGUUGAUACUCGCAGUCCAGCUGCCUGUGUGCCUGCACACUGGAGACCGGGUGUAUGGAAGAAGCAUGUCAAUGAACAGAUGACCUCCUUAUGGUGGCAGUGAACUUCUCUCAGUGAAAUCUGACAUUACAGCACAGUGGUGCUUUGUUGUGUUAGAAGCAGCAUUGUACAGGACAUCAUGACAUGUCUCUUGCAUUUUAAUGAGGUCCAGUGAAGUGAAGCCUUACAAGCAGUGAAUAACACCGACAGAAUCUGCAGCUAAAACAUCCAAAUGUUACUGUUUUUUAAAUUAUAUAUCUAUAGUAGCUGCAAAUCUGAUUGGAUCUGUUCAUAAGAAAGACAAAUUCACACUAUUUUGGGUCAUUUCUGCAGCAUAGACCAAAAUCUAGUUUCACACAGUGGUGUCUCUUCGCAUCAUUAAAACACAUUGUAUCUGAAAGGGCCUUUAGAGAUAGAAGGAAUAUUUUUGUACAGCGGAUUCAUUGGAUUUAGGGUAGUGUUUCUCAAACUUUUUACACCAGGUGCCACCACAGAAAAGUACCACCAUUAUAACAGACAUUAGAAUACAGCAGUAAGCCAACUCUAUUCAGCUACAGAUAGUUUACACAGGAGGUGUAAUCCUUUUAAGAUCAUCAAAUGUUGACUGUUAUUUAAUUGUGAAUAAAACCAGAGCUGCUUUGUUGA